Molecule: messenger RNA, 2435 nt
Organism: Chlamydomonas reinhardtii
Lineage: Eukaryota; Viridiplantae; Chlorophyta; Chlorophyceae; Chlamydomonadales; Chlamydomonadaceae
Exons: 8
Coding region: 740-1876 (378 amino acids)
Source: RefSeq, a predicted model, not a curated record
CCGCCACAGGGCUUUACCUCCACCCGCCCCUUUCAUUACCAGGGAACGGCACGAACCCAACCUCCGCGACGAUCGCCGUCUUAAUCCGGCAGACCUAUAGGCAUUUACCAGCUGAUAAUCAUUGUAAAUUGCGUUUGAUUCAACUCGCUAGGAGGAGGAACCGCCCUUCCUAGCUCGGCGAGGUCCCGCCGAUGACCGCCACAGGCGCCUCAGAGCAUCGCAACUGGCUCUGGGAUCGCUAGAUUAUACAUUCUCGCACCACAGGCUCGCCGCGGCGACACUUCGGUGGUGCCUAGGGUUUGAUGGCGGCAAAUCGGCACAUCGGAAGGCGCUGCCGGCCGGCGCGGGCGCUUUGAGCAGGAGCUGGCGGCUUGGAAGGCCGCGAUUGUGCGUGUGCCCCUCGGCUGUAGAACGGCAAGGAGGCCUGGGGGCGAGGCGGUGCCGCUGCUGCAGCAGUUCUACCACCUCGGCAUCACCUCCCGCAACUCCACCCUCAGAUGGUUCAAGGGCGCGUUCGAGGAGGGCCCGGAUGGGUCCGCCGCCGCCGCGCCGGCCCCGCUGUCCGUGCUGGACGCCGCCCGCACCUCUCUGGACGCCGAGACCUCACCCCACCCCGCCCCACCCCACCCCACCCUGGCUCCCCACCCCCGCCACUGACAAGCUGGCCAGCGCUGCCACCACCUGCUGGCGUUGCUGACUAACGUGCAGAGUUUUUUUAUGGGGAAAUAAUGUAACUGGAAUGCUCCAAAACAACAACGAGCCCUGCAAGUUCCUGGCCAGGUACCGCAACUUCGUGGGCAUGUUCGAGGAGCGGGUCUCUAAGCGCAUGCGGUUGCUGCCCAAGUACAAAGCAGCGCUAGCGGCCGGUGCCAAGCCCCUGAAGAAGAGGCGGGAGGCCCUGGAGCUAAUGUCGGAUCUGGCGAACGCCGAGAAGAAACAGAACGUGGAUGUUCGGGCGGAGACACGACACCUCCAGCAGCUUAACGAGCAACGCUGCUGGAGCUGUUGUCGGGGCCCUAGACGGGCGCGGCCCGGUAUUGUGUCCAUGGUUGCCGAGAUUCGCGGCAGCCAGCUGUCUCCUGCAGCCCGCCCGGCGCCCGCCCAGCCCAGCGCGCUGCCGCUUCCGCCAGCGCUGCCGCUUCCACUGCCGCCGCUGCUUCCACUGCCGCCGCCGCUCCCGGGGGCGCCACCGCUCCCGGGGGCGCCGCCGCUUUCGACGCCUCCUGGCGGUGCCGGCGGCCCGGCCGCCAUGCUGGUGGAUCCGCGGUGGGCUUGGGGGCGGCGUGGCCCUCAGGAGGCCGACGGCUUCGAUGAGGCCCCUGCCGCCAAGCGCGCAGACACCCGCGCCGUCGGGGCCGCGGGCUCUGGCCUGCGGGCUGGUUUCCUGCUGCCGUCAGCUGGGCGGCGGCCGUCGCCUUCGGUGGCUGGAGCGGACGGCGGCGCUGCUGGGCGUGCGAGGAGCUCCCUGGCUGCAGGAGGCCCGUUUGCCGGUGGUGGUGGCGAAACCGGCGGUGGCGCUGGGGCGGCUGGGGUGGGCCCGGACCCUGCUGUGGGUGUCGGCGAGUACGGGACCAUCAUGUCCGCGGCGGACGUCGCGGCCUUGCUGGCUGGCCGCGAUGCGGCCCCCAGCCCCGGCACUAUCUUUGAGGCGGUCCUGUGGCAGGUGCUGGGGGAUGCGAGUGAUCAGUGCGCGGUGUGCUGUCGUGGCACUGGGCGCGCUCUGAUCCUUAGGACCCUCCCUGGGACGUCUGCGCCUGGGAGCGGGAGUGGGUGGCGGACGGUGGCCCUCCCGUGGGGCCUGGUGCCGCAGCUGCUAGAGGUCGCGGCGAGCGCGGACGCGGAGUUGUUGCAGGCGCUCUGGGCGGGGCCCUUUUAGUGUGCUGACCUGGUUUGGCGGCGUGUUAGUGCGUAUGUGCCUGCGUUUGGACGUGCGGCGCGGGCAAUGUUUCCCGUGCGGUAGCUGGUCUGCUGUGUUGUGGAGGUCGGUUCACUGCGGCCUGUGUGCCCCGGAUUGCUUGGGGCCUGUGCCCCGGUUUGCUGCGGGUUGGUGCGUGUGUAACUGCGCGUGGUCGUGCGCCUGCGGUGGUUCCCGUGUGUAGUCGCUGGACUGCUUUGUUGCUGGGUUAGAACGCGCAGCCGCUUGGAUCAGCAUGUGUGCGUGGCGGUCGGGUAGCCGCUGCCUUUGUUCCCUGGUCUGCUUGGGACCCGGGGGCCGGUUUGCAGUGUGUUGGUGCGGGGGUGCCGGCGCUCUAUUGCGGUGGGGGUGCCGGCGCUUUACUGGGGCCCCGGUCUGCCCUUGCUUUGCCCCGGAGUGGUGCCCUUGGGUUUAGAGGCUAGUGCGGUUGUCCCUGGCGGUCUGCUUGCUCGCGUUGCAAGUUGCGUGCCGGUUUGGUGCUGCGCCUUCCCUUCCUUCUCCUUUGUAACCACUUUCUCAA